AUGUCGACGGGGAAAAACUUGCCAAGAGAUGCAGGAAAGUUUCUGAUGUGCUCCGGCCUGCCUCACGCCCACUACGUGCUGGUGGAGAUGCUGGGCGCCUUGCCGACCCCUGCGGCGCACGCCACCAAGAUCGGAAUUGGCUUCUGCCUGCCGAAGGCAUGUUUGCCGGUGGAUGUGCCCAUGUUGCUUAACACCACUGCGGCGCAGCGGCUGGUGCCGGAUUUAGGUGUCCUCCACUUGUCGGACGUCCAUGCCUCAGAUCCUGUGGGCGGCCUGGUCUCGCCCGGUGCCGGGUUUGUUGCCUCCGUCAGCCUUCUCGUCGUGUUGGCCGGUUUCAUCGCCUUGUCAACAUGGAUGGUGCGCGCGACGAGCCGCAGCAGAGAGGAAGCGCCAGCCGCAACUGGACAAGCCUCCGGAAGCUCUCGAUGUUUUGAGGCCUUUGCGCUGGUUGGGCGCACGGGCACUGUGUCGAAAUUGGUGGAGUUGCCACCGUCAAAGCCAACAGAUUGUUUGAACGGCCUGCGGGUCCUUGCCAUGUGUUGGAUCAUCCUCGGUCACACCUUCUUGAUGCCAGAAGGCGUUUCUGGCUAUGCCAACCCACAGGACAUUUCGCUCGGUGGCUUGAAUCAAGCGGUUGCGGAAAAUAAUCCGUUGCUGAUGCUGAUCAUCCAGGCUGAAGCGAGUGUGGACACCUUCUUUUUCUUGUCUGGCUUCUUGCUGUCCCACCUCACACUUAAAGAUCUCCAAAGAGGAGGAGGAGUAAAUCAGUUGCUCGCCAUCCUCCUCAGAUAUCUGCGCCUCACACCCAGCUUGGCGCUGACCAUGCUGGUCUACGUCGGCAUCCUUCCCUAUCUGGCUUCUGGCCCGUUUGCGCUGAGCCUGCAAGACUCCAUCUUCCGGCGCUGCACCGGGUCCUGGUGGUCCGAGCUGACCUACACGAUGAACUUUAUUCCGUUUGAUUCCGAUAAAGUUUGCAUGGGAUGGACGUGGUAUCUUGGGGAUGACAUGAUCUUCUUCAUCCUUGGCAUUGCCAUCAUUCCCAUCUUCCACAAGGCGAAACUAUUGGGCUGGUUCCUCCUGCUGGUGCUAACCGGCACAUCCUUGGGCAUCACCGCCGGGCUGAUCGCGAAGUACCACCUGUCUCCCUAUGUCUUUGACCAGCAUUACACCGAGUACUCCUACUACGCCUACAGCAAGCCCUACACCAGGGCCCCGGCAUACUUCGUUGGCGUGGCUGCAGCCUGGGUGCUCCAGACCAUGGAGGAGCGAGGUAUUACGCGGGAGUCGCAAAUUUUUGGGCCGAAGCAGGCCCUCGUCACCACCACGGCCUUCUUGCUUGCUUUGGGGGUGCUCUGCCUCAUUGUCUUCAUUCCAGCGACUGACUUCGGGAGCUCCCGGAACCGCUGGAACGACUUUGAGAGCAUACUUCUGCUGGACUUUGGACGGCUUUUCUGGGCGCUGGCAUGGUCCGUGAUCACUCUGCUCUGCUACUACGGCCGUCUACCCCUCGUCAACGGCUUCCUUGCCCAUCGGUUCUGGGCGCCUUUCGUUCGCCUCACCUACGGCGCCUACCUGAUGCACCCCCUGGUCAUCAAACUGGCAGCGGGCACGGCCGUGCAAUACUACACCUUCUCGGGCAUGGAUGUGUGCUAUCGUUUCAUUGGCAACUGCUCCAUUGCCUACGCCUGCGCUGUGGGCCUUUGGUGUUUCAUCGAGCGACCGCUCAUGACGUUCACAACUGCAGGACUGCGCAAGCCGCGUGCAGCGAGCGAGCGGAAGGGCUCCGCAACCUCGCCCCUGGUGGAGAACGGGGCAACGCCCUCGAGCGUCGGAAGCCAGCCGCAACGGGCGGCAUCCAGUGCCUGA
Symbiodinium natans is the source of this 1866-nucleotide messenger RNA. Lineage: Eukaryota; Dinophyceae; Suessiales; Symbiodiniaceae. The record is from the annotation of a GenBank genome assembly.